Molecule: messenger RNA, 2210 nt
Organism: Striga asiatica
Lineage: Eukaryota; Viridiplantae; Streptophyta; Magnoliopsida; Lamiales; Orobanchaceae
Source: the annotation of a GenBank genome assembly
AAAAUUCCUUAUAUAAAGCGCAACCAAAAGGACAAGUAGGUGAGACUGAGAGAAAGUGAGGGAGAAGAAAGAGAAUCACAAUUCACAGUUGAACAAAAGAGGAGAGUACCACUCGCCAUCUCUUCUUCUCUCUCAUUUUUUCUCCUCCAUUCCCACUCUCUCACAGCUCACCAUACUCAUUCAGCAGAGACCAAGAUCACCAUGUUUUCAUUAAACGGAAGCACUUUUCUGGUUAAGAAAAUGAUGCACAAUAUGCGCCAGUACCAAGUGCCACUACAGAGGUACAUGGCCAUGAUGGACCUCCAGGAGAGGAAUGAAAGAUUGUUCUACAAGCUUCUCAUAGACAAUGUCGAGGAGCUUCUUCCUGUGGUCUACACUCCAACUGUAGGCGAAGCUUGCCAGAAAUAUGGAUGCAUUUUCAGACAACCUCAGGGUCUCUUUAUUAGUCUCAAAGAAAAGGGAAGGAUUCUUGAAGUCUUGAAAAAUUGGCCGGAGAAGAAGAUUCAAGUCAUUGUGGUGACCGAUGGCGAGCGGAUAUUGGGACUGGGAGAUCUUGGCUGCCAGGGAAUGGGGAUACCUGUUGGGAAGCUCUCGUUGUAUUCANCAUUCCAGUGCUUGCCUGUGACCAUUGAUGUGGGAACGAAUAACGAGCAGUUAUUAAAUGAUGAAUUUUAUAUUGGACUUAGAAGAAGGAGAGCAACAGGACAGGAGUAUGCCGAGCUCCUUCAUGAGUUUAUGUCUGCAGUGAAGCAGAACUAUGGAGAAAAAGUCCUUAUCCAGUUCGAAGACUUUGCAAAUCAUAAUGCUUUUGAUCUUCUUGCAAAGUACGGACCUACCCAUCUUGUUUUCAAUGAUGAUAUUCAGGGUACAGCAUCUGUGGUCCUUGCCGGGCUUAUGGCUGCAUUGAAUUUAGUGGGCGGUACUUUGUCUGACCAUAGAUUUCUAUUCCUUGGAGCUGGAGAGGCUGGCACUGGCAUUGCUGAACUCAUCGCACUUGAGAUUUCGAAACAGACUGGCAUCCCAGUAGAGGAGGCUCGCAAGAAGAUUUCGCUCGUUGACUCGAAGGGCUUGAUCGUCAGAUCUCGUAUUGAGACACUCCAACACUUCAAGAGGCCCUGGGCUCAUGAACAUGAACCUGUGAGAACUUUGUUGGAUGCUGUCAAGGCCAUAAAACCAACUGUAUUGAUUGGAUCAUCUGGAGCCGGAAGAACAUUCACCAAAGAAGUGGUCGAAGCUAUGGCAUCCAUUAAUAAGAAACCAGUUAUCCUUGCUCUCUCUAACCCAACGUCACAGUCUGAAUGUACGGCUGAAGAAGCUUAUGCGUGGAGUGAGGGCCGAGCCAUUUUUGCUAGUGGGAGCCCAUUUAGCCCGGUGGAAUAUAAUGGCAAAUUUUAUGCAUCCGGCCAGGCAAAUAAUGCAUAUAUCUUCCCGGGAUUUGGUCUGGGUUUGAUUAUUUCUGGUGCCAUACGAGUUCACGACGAUAUGCUUCUGGCAGCUUCGGAAGCAUUAGCUGCUCAGGUCAGCCAAGAGAACUUAGAUAAAGGGCUCAUAUACCCACCAUUCUCAAAUAUCCGAAAGAUUUCGGCCCAAAUUGCAGCCCAAGUGGCUGCUAAAGCAUAUGAACUUGGUUUGGCAACUCGUCUGCCACAACCGGAUAACCUAGAGGCAUAUGCAUUGAGCUGUAUGUACAGCCCCAACUACCGUCAUUACCGUUGAGCCUAUGAAAAGAUCCUUGUGUUUAUACUUUAACCGUGUUAUGGUUUUUGGUCUGUUUUUUCUUGUUUAUCUGUAUCUUGAAUUUGAAUCCUGCUCUUGAAUUGUUUGUUUUAGUUUCAAGUGGACUAGAGAUUUUUAGGGUGUUAGAUGCUUGAAUAUAAGAUGUGGCAUGAUGAAUGUUGUGUUUUUUAGGGAGCUCAACAUGGCAAAAAUCACCUCUCUUUAUUGCUAGUGUGGAUUGGGGUUUAUAUAUAUUUUUUCAGGUGUGAAAUGAUGAGCGGCAAGUAAUGUGAUUGUGAUCGAAGAAAAUGAAUUUGAUCCUUUUCAACUUUAUUUUUUAACUUUUUUUUUUCUUCGUCUGUCUUUUUGUAUUUUCCUAUAUUUUUCUUGGGACACAGAUUGGACAGAGCCACCCAUCUCCAAUGGAAAUUGUGUUGUAGGCAUGGAGAAAGUGAAUUAAAAAAAUUUAUAUCCAAUGGUUAGUGUUAAUUGUG